Molecule: messenger RNA, 468 nt
Organism: Phytophthora sojae
Lineage: Eukaryota; Oomycota; Peronosporomycetes; Peronosporales; Peronosporaceae
Exons: 4
Coding region: 1-468 (155 amino acids)
Source: RefSeq, a predicted model, not a curated record
AUGUGGUGUGCUUGCACACAGGCAGCACACGACACGGACAUCCGCCCCAUUUGCUUCUACUGCCGCGGCGUCGUGUGGCUUGCCAUCCUAACAGCAGCAGAGCAGAUUUACACGACCGUGCAGAUCUCCGAGUCGGACGGAGCGGGUGCAGGGCCGACGAAGGACGACAUCGUGUCGGCGAACAUCUUCCAGACGAUCAUGCUUGUGGUCAUGUGGCUCAUUGCCAUCCGCCACUCGUACCUGCACCAGUGCGAGGUGUCCAUCUACAACCAGUCUUUCGCUGCGGCUGCGAUGAAUGCCGCUCCUCCUGUACACCUGCCUGAAGUGGUGCAGCUGGACCUGGUGCGCGUGCUCUUCAGCUCGCGCUCUUCCGUCCUGCUGGAGUGCAUCGUCGACCGGCGUGCGUCCUCCGGGACCACCAUGACCGCAAUCAAGAGUCGCGGUGAGGACCGCACACCGUCGAGCUGA